Entamoeba invadens IP1 is the source of this 504-nucleotide messenger RNA. RefSeq lists its product as hypothetical. Bases 1 to 504 code for a protein of 167 amino acids. The transcript is spliced from 3 exons. The record is from RefSeq and is a predicted model, not a curated record. Lineage: Eukaryota; Evosea; Mastigamoebida; Endamoebidae.
AUGAAAAACUAUGAAAAUGAAACUAAAUUAUCACGAAAAAAAAUUGUUUUGAAAGAUAGUUAUUCAAUGAUUUCAAAUAAGUUAUCAGAUUUUCCUAAAAUAUUUGAUUUAUCUAAUAUUCAAAAAGAGUUAUAUAUUUAUAAUUACUACAACGCAGAUAGAAUUCAAAAUAAUAAUAUAUCUAAAAUCAAUAAUUGUUUAGUGGAUAACAACAAGUUCGACAUGAGAUUAUAUUGUAAAUUCUAUUGUUGUCAAGACGUUAGAAUAUUGAAAGAAGGUCAUACCAAAUUCAGAAAUAAUAAUUUGAAAAGUUUAAAUAUAGAUGUUGACAACUUUAUUAUUAUAUCUGCUUUAGCUAAUCACUAUUUUAAAUUAAAUAAUUUAUACAUGGUGCAGUAUAUGGAGGUAGAAAUAUGUGUAGAGAUAAUACAAAACAUCAUGUUACUAAAGAUUUAUAUGAUUAUGACGCAUGCUCGUUAUAUCCUAGCGCUAUACAUAGGUUAA